This is a messenger RNA of Paralichthys olivaceus (Japanese flounder), 1723 nucleotides long. RefSeq names its product RNA binding motif protein 22 (gene rbm22). Gene Ontology annotation, molecular function: U6 snRNA binding; pre-mRNA binding; metal ion binding. Gene Ontology annotation, cellular component: U2-type catalytic step 2 spliceosome; Prp19 complex; U2-type catalytic step 1 spliceosome. The record is from RefSeq and is a predicted model, not a curated record. Lineage: Eukaryota; Metazoa; Chordata; Actinopteri; Pleuronectiformes; Paralichthyidae.
UUUAAACUUCCCGUAAUGCGCAAAACGCACGCAACACGCAGCCGUUCCGCCCGGUCCCUGUGCACCCUCCCACGCGGCCGCAUCAGGUCCGGAGAUCACAAGUGCUCGGGCCCGCACAGAGCUGCUCGCAGCCCCAGUUAGUAUUUGUCUGACUGAAGAGAUCGCACUGAGCAUCAUCUUGAAACAGGGCGACACCUUAAGGUGAAGCGUUGCUCUCUGCCGCGGUGCAUUGUGGUCCGGACACUGGCCCUGUUGGCUCACAUUCUGUAAAAUGGCGACGUCCCUGGGAUCCAACACCUACAACAGACAGAACUGGGAAGACGCGGAUUUUCCAAUUCUGUGUCAGACAUGUUUAGGAGAAAAUCCUUACAUCCGUAUGACUAAGGAGAAGUAUGGGAAAGAAUGCAAGAUCUGUGCUCGACCCUUCACUGUGUUUCGAUGGUGUCCAGGGACAAGGAUGCGUUUUAAGAAGACAGAGGUCUGUCAGACCUGUAGCAAAAUGAAGAAUGUUUGUCAGACAUGUCUGCUCGACCUGGAAUAUGGUUUGCCUAUCCAGGUCCGAGACACUGGGCUUUCUGUUAAGGAUGAGGUUCCUAAGUCAGAUGUGAACAAAGAGUACUACACUCAGAACAUGGAGAGAGAGAUAGCUAAUUCUGAUGGCACACGGCCGGUGGGCCAGCUAGGUAAGGCUAGCAGCUCCAGUGAUAUGUUGCUGAAACUGGCCCGCACGACACCAUAUUACAAGAGGAACCGGCCACACAUCUGCUCCUUCUGGGUGAAGGGAGAGUGUAAGAGAGGGGAGGAGUGUCCCUAUAGGCAUGAGAAGCCCACAGAUCCUGAUGACCCUCUGGCUGACCAGAACAUAAAAGACCGUUACUACGGUAUCAAUGACCCUGUAGCAGACAAGCUGCUGAAAAGGGCCUCAACCAUGCCACGACUUGACCCACCUGACGACAAGUCAAUCUCCACCCUCUACAUUGGGGGUUUGGGAGAUACUGUCACAGAUGGAGACCUCAAGAGUCACUUUUACCAGUUUGGUGAGAUUCGUACCAUUACCAUCGUCCAGAGGCAGCAAUGUGCCUUCAUCCAGUUUGCCACACGACAGUCUGCUGAAACGGCUGCAGAGAAGUCCUUUAACAAACUGAUCAUUAAUGGACGAAGGCUCACUGUCAAAUGGGGAAGGUCUCAGGCAGCAAGAGGAAAGGAGGGUAUCAAAGAUGGUGUGAGUGAGAUGGGCACCAGACUUGAUCCUGUACCUGGACUGCCUGGAGCUCUUCCUCCACCGCCAGCUUUGGAUGAAGAGGCCCCUGCAAAUUACUUCAACCUGGACCCGAGCACUUCUCCUGCUGUCAUGAACAUAGCUCUGCCCCCACCGCCAGGAAUAAACCCACCUCCCCCAGGUUUCGGGCCUCCAAUGUUUCACCCCAUGGGUCACAUGGCUCCACCUAUGCCCCCUCCAAUGAGCAUGAGACCUCCCGGUCAAAUUCACUACCCCUCCCAAGAUCCUCAGCGCAUGGGUGCCCAUGCAGCACAUGGCUCACGCCAUGGAGAUUAGCUUGCAGUGAAAUCAUACUGUCAUUAGGUUUCAUUCUUUUUCUCCAGUUAACCUGUUUCAGGUGCUUUCAAACAUAAGAGUUCUGACCAAUGUGAUCCACGUUUUUAAAGGACUGAUGUGAUCAGAGCUGUUGUACAUAUGAAAAAUAAACACAUUAGGUAAAACAUG